CAGCACAGCCAUUUCAACCACGCCUUUAAAAGUAGAUUAUCCACAAAAGAGGAGAGUCGAAGAUUUUUUUUCUGCCUUUUUCUAGCCUUGCUUGAGUUUUUCAAAGGGAAAGUGGUUUUAUUUGCAUCGUUGGGAAGAGGGACUCUGCUGUGGAGACGAGCGGCGGUCAGAUUCCGCUGCCCGCUUGCCUGUGCGUAAAAUAAAAGUUUAACACACCGAGGAGAUCAUUUGAGCGGUCUGGGAGCUCAGCGAACUCUCCACUAUACUCUCCGGGAAUUGUAAAGCUCACACCGGACGCCCAACUGGAGGAGGAUAUAUAACUUUUCGACACAUUCUGUGCAGAGACACGGAGGCGGGUUGGUCUCACGGAGAGCGGAGGAAUCCACCUCGCUGCGCCGGGAGGAGUGCGCGCCGCGCCGGGUAACAGACUGACCCAAAGCACGGCACCUCGGAGACAAGGUUAUGAGGGAACUGAGCUGAACAUGGAGCUUUUCUGGAUUUUGUUAUUUUCUAGUGUCUGUCCUCUCGCCUGGGGCCAAGGAGUUUAUGCUCCAGCCAACGCCCAGAUUGUGCACUCGGGCGCAGCGUGUAACGUCAAGGAUGAUAACAUCAGUGAGAGAAUCUACACCAUCAAAGAGGGAGACACACUAGUGCUUCAGUGUAUUGUUAAAGGACACCCACGACCACAGGUGCGGUGGACGAAGACGGCAGGCAGUGCAUCAGACAAGUUCCAGGAAACAUCCAUCUACAACGAGACGCUGCGCAUCGAGGGCAUCCAGAGGGUGCAGGGGGGUCGCUACUACUGCAAGGCCGACAACGGGGUGGGGGUGGCUGCCAUCAAGUCCAUCCGCGUAGAUGUGCAGUACCUUGACACACCAGUUCUGACGGUGCACCAGACCAUCAGCGAUGUUCGUGGCAGUUACUACCAGGAGAAGACGGUGUUCCUGCGCUGCACCGUCAACUCCAACCCUCCCGCACGAUUCAUCUGGAAACGUGGGAACAUGCUCAUCGAACAGAGCAAGGACAAUGGAGUGGACAUCUACGAGCCGCUUUACACUCAGGGUGAGACCAAGGUGCUGAAGCUGAAAAACCUGCGGCCAAAGGACUUUGCUGAUUACGCGUGCCAGGUGUCCGUCCGCAACGUGUGCAACAUCGAAGAUAGGUCGGUCACCUUCAGACUCACGAAUGCCACAACUCCCCCAAUGAUCCGGCUGUCGGUGAACGACACGGUGGUGGUGGAUCCCGGGCAGGAUGUGCUCUUAACCUGUGAGGUCACCGCAGGUUUCCCCUUCCCCACUGUGAAGUGGUCUCGUUACCCCGGCCCCCUCCCCCUCAGCGCCCAAGUGCGAGGGCCAACGCUGAUUUUGCGGGCCGUCACACCGGCCGACGCGGGCUUCUACAACUGCACGGCUGUCAACAAUGUGGGAAACCCUGCUCGCAAGAACGUCAAUCUCGUUGUCAGGACAAUGAGCAACCUGACCUUCCAGAUUACACCUGACUCCAACAAGGACAGCGAGACCAUCCAAAUGGGUCGGGACCUCAAGCUGUCAUGCCACGUCGACGCCACCCCACAGGACAAGGUCAACUACACCUGGUACAAGAACGGCGCGCCUGUCUUCAACUCGGACAGCCUGAUCCUGCUGCGCAGUGACCCGGACAUGGCGCCGGGCACCAGCAGCCUGGAGAUCGUAGACAUGAAGUUCAGAGACUUGGCUACCUACAGCUGUGUGGCGAACUUCCCAGGGAGCAGGGUGCUGGAGCUCCGUGUGGAUGUGAACAUCUCUCAGAACAGCGUCUCUCCUCCAGUGCUGUCGGUUCCACCAGGGGGUCAGGUGGUCAGUGUGCGAGAGGGAGGUAACGUGGACCUGGUGUGCUUGGUGGUAGACGGCAAGCCACGUCCACCUAUACUGUGGUCACGGACAGAAAAGGACCUGCUAAUGCCAGCAGGAAAGACUAUGGUGGAGACGCCUGAUGGCCGCUUGAGGCUAAAGAACGUCAGCCGGGACAUGAUGGGGCUGUACCGGUGCCAGACUGCUCCAUACAAUGGCCUCAACAUCAAACGCAGGGAGGCACAGGUUCAACUCAAUGUGCAGUAUCCUCCCAUACUGGACCCAGUCUUCCAGGAUGUGCGCUCUAGGAACUAUCAGAUGGUGACCCUGAGGUGCACGGUCCUGCGGUCAAACCCGCCACGCCUAACGGACAUCCGCUGGUUCCGUAAUGGCGACUUCAUCCGCAUGCCCAUGCCGGACCUGAAGGAGACGCCGGAGCUGAAGUUCAAGCUGGAACCCACCAACAACGGCUCUUAUGAGUGCCGAGUCAGCAACAGUGCCGGAACGUCAACAUGCACAUUUAAUGUCUCUGCACAACCCUACAAUGCCGAGUUCUACUUUGACACACCCAACCCAGUCCGAAUCCUAAAAGGAAACAACUAUUCCUACAACCUGCAGUGGACCCAGAAAGAUCCUGAGGCCACAGACCGUAUCAUAGGCUAUUGGGUUAACAUCCGAAAGAACAAGCAGAACCUGCUGUCGAAGCAGAUAGACCUCAAGGGUAAAGAGCCAGAGAAGGGUGUGCUGAUGUCCCACACCAUAUCAGACCUGAGAAUCCCUCUGUCCUACGAGGUCCGACUGGCCCCCAUCACCACCUACAGCACUGGAGACUACAUCAGCCGCAUCAUACAGUACUCAGAACCCUACACCUACCCAAGACCUUCAGACCACGUGUGUGGUUUUGAGGAUGAGCGGAUCUGUGGUUUCUCUCAAGACCGGAGUGAUGUCUUUGACUGGACGAGACAGAAUCACCUGACGCAGAAUCCCAAGCGAUCUGCCAAUACCGGCCCCGAGACUGACCGCAGUGGAACCAAGGAGGGGUACUACAUGUACAUCGAAGCAUCACGGCCGCGUGUUCAGGGGGACAAGGCUCGUCUGCUUUCUCCACUUUUUAAUGUGACCUCAGUCAGGGGCCCUAAGGGCUCCGGCAGAGUCCCAUACUGUGUCUCCUUCUACUACCACAUGAAGGGCAAACAUAUUGGCACUCUCAAUGUGCUUCUGAGAGUGAGAAGCAUUGCCUCUGUGGACUCGGUGGUGUGGACGAAGUCUGGUCAUCAGAGCCCGGACUGGAAGAAAGCAUUCUUUGACAUCAGCCCCAGUGGACCCUUCCAGAUUGUGUUUGAAGGGAUUCGAGGCCUGAGCUUCGAGGGGGAUAUUGCCAUCGACGACGUGUCCAUCACCAUCGGGAAGUGCAAGCAGGAGAACACUGUAGCCAGCGCAGGUAAGACAGUUCUGAUUGGUGGAUCGCACCCGCUCCCAUUGGCCAGCUGGCUGACCUUUGGCCUCUCCUGCUUCCUGUCGCUACUCUACAGAUGAUGAGCACUUCCCACAGCACCACCUGUCUGUAGUGACAGACACUGCCCUGACUCGCGCUCUUUUACUUCUCUCUCCACCCUUCUCCCUGCCCUUUCCCAACUGUCUGUCCUUCUCCACUUGUUGUCUUUCUAUCCUUCGAGCUUACAUUUCAUCCUUCUCGCUUAGAUAAGUAGUGACACAAAGUCUUUGUCUAGUUUCUCCUGCUCUGCUUUCUUUGAACCUCUCCUCUCCAGACGCUCAGCGUAACAACUGACGCUCAUGCUGUAUUUAUGGUUAACAUACUUAAUGAUCUCUGACAGUCGAACUUCACUUUCUCUCCUUUGUCGAUCUAUUAAUCUGAUGAGAUUCACUGUAUCCAUGUCAGCGUCACUUUGUCACCUUUUCUGCCCCUUCAUCAACCUUUCUUCAUCCGCCCUGGUCAUGUAUCUCCGCUCCCUCCAACCGAAAUCCUCGACGGCCCCUCCACCCUAUUCCCCAGACACACCAAAGUGUCGGACACUCUACCAAAGAUGACAAAGGACCUGAGGGAAUAAAAUGAGGAAACCGGGAUUCCAGGAAGAAAGCGAAAGAGAGAGACAGAGAGAGAAAGUGGGGAAAAAUCCACGAAGACGUCUCCCCUACAACCCAACCUUUGGGACCAUGGGAGCGACUGAAUGGCAAAAGAGACAGAUGGGGUGAAAAAAAAACUGAUGAAUGAAUGAAUAAACAAAAGAUCGGUGAGGAAAGGACGAACUAGAAACAGAGGAAAAAAGAAGGGUGCUCCUGGUAGCCUCUCUGCUUGCCCUCUGCUUGCCACAAGAGACUAACCUCAGUGCGGAUUAUACGUGUACAUUUAUCUCUCUAUAUAUAUUAAAUAUAACAAAGUUUAAAGUAAAACACAACUAGGACAGUGGAGGACUUUACAAAGUGAAAUUAAAGAAGCACAACGUUUAUACAACCUCUGCUGUUCCUUUGGGUUUUAUUCUACUUAUUAUGUGAUGUUGCAAUUUGUCAGACCUAUUCAAUGUUUUUGAUAUUUUGUGUUUUGUUUUGUUUUUUUGUUUACGGCAUUAUAAGGGUCAAGGGCAAUGGGUAAUAAAGUAUUAUAUUAAUAUUUAUGAGAGGAAGAGGAGAUGAUUUGUGAUCCAGAGCCUGAAAUGAGCACGGGGAUGGAAAAGCAAGGACGACCCAAGCCACCUGGAUGGAAAAUUCAACUUUUCUUUACACACACAUGCACACGCACACACACUCAGUCACACGCACGCUCAGUUUUCCUUGCUGACAUCACAGUCCCACCCUCAGCUCACCCUCUGCCUCAAACACAUCUCAUUUUUGGACACCAUGGACGGCAGAUGCAACGUUCACCAUGAACUUCCCAUCACUGGACACCAUGACUCAGAUGUCUGAAUUGAUCAACCACAAUGGAAUAACUGGAUAUGUCUCUAAAGGAAAGAGAAGCCUGCUGUGGUACAGGGGGCCAGAAAAGAGCCUGCAGUGAGUUCACCUGAAUAUAUGAUCAGAGAGCACUCCUUUCUCCACACGCUAAUGAAUGUCAUGUAUGAAUUAUGAGUGAGAGGUGGAAAGGAGUGUCAGUGUCUGGCAGGUGUGCAGUGUGAAUUGCAUAUUGGAUUUUCUGUCAUUGUUUAAUUAGCGUUGAAUGUCUGUCGUGUAAAGCAGUUUCAUACUCACAUAGAUAUGAUUGUUAAAGGUAAGCAAUACUCAUAUCUAUAGAUCGAUAUUCAGUCGUUCAUGAUUACAUUUAAGAUCGCAGUUCAGUCUGCAGAAAAACAGACAUAAUGGCUACAUCUACCUUCGUUUAUCAGCUCUGAUUUAUUGUGUGUUCGCCAUCCAUAAUGUUAAAGCUGUAGCUGUUUGGGGGGCGGGUGGUAGCAUCCUUGCAUUUUGCUGCAUCAUGCUUCAACUUAUCUCUAGAAAACUCCACCUUCGCCAGUCACCCUGCUCCAGUAACUGAUCGGCUUGUGUAUGAUGUUCUGCUUCAUUACCACGUGCAUUACAUGUGAAUCAGUCCUUUCAGCACUGUAUGUACUUUUGUCUGUGUCAUGUCAUGUUGUUUUGAUUAUUGCACCUUUUUUUUUCUUUAAUCUGUUGGUUUUUUCUUUUUUGUGGUCUGGUUUGAUUUUCCAGUCAUAAACAGGACGUAACACACAGAGAUGGUGUGCCUGUUUGGUGCGAGCGGCACUUUCAAUGUUAAGACAGAUCUGUGAGACUCCACAGACAGCAGAGUGUGAUGAAAACACGGAGGCUCUUUGAAACCUGCGGUGAGCAAACUCUCGAAAACGUUUUAUCUCUGUCAUCAUAAAUGCACUUUGGUACGAUGGGUGGACCUGAUGGCAGGCUGUACCUAAAUGAUACAAACUAUUUUAGAAGAGAAAUUGUGUGACAUGCGUUCCUGUAAAAGUAGCUUGUUUGUUCUGCAAUCAUAUACCAUAAGACUAAGCUUAAAACAUUUUCAACUUUUUUAUAAUCUCCUCAAAAUGUCCUUGUCAUUUUCCAAAAGGACAACAUAGCAAAUUGUGUUUGGCAUUCAUUGCAAUAUCUCCAAUUGCACCAGCCGAUACGGAAUGUGGUGUUUAUGCCAUCUUAAGUUGUACGUGAGCAUCAUUUGGCACUGAAGCAACACACUGUGGGUCAGUACAUUACCCAUAUAGUACUAAAUACAUUUUAGAAAUAUCAUUAAGCAUUGACGUGCAUGGCAUUUCAUCAUGCUACCUGUCAUAUCAUUCCUCUGAGUGCUUCAUAUUUCAAUGACAGUAGUAACAGGAGAAACACUACCACUGUUAUCAUUGCAUUUAGACAUGUGACAGCUGCAGGUUAACAGACAGCAGGCACAGAACUGUGGGACUCUUAAGAUGUGUUGUCUGUACUUCCCAAACAGACACACACACACACAUCCUUGGGGUGUCCUGGGUGUGUUUUGGCUUUUUGUGACAACAUCUUUCUCGAGUGUGAAGGAGAAGACAUUACGUUAUUUCACAUUAUUUCACCCACACGAGAACAGACCAUCAAGGCAUAACGUGCACAUGUGCAAAUAAUCCAGCUCAUCGCUAAGCUCUGUGGUUAUGAUUGUGUUGACUGACAUGGCAGCAAAUUGUCACUUUUUGCCAACUGUAUUAUAAUACGUGUCAUGAGGCAAUAUGGCAAGGUUGAAAAGUAACGAGUACUCGAGCCACCUGCUCCUGUAUGAGAGCGCAACUUUUUGUUUUGUUUCUUUCCAAAAAUUAAUCAGCAAAACUCUUCAGAACUGGUGCACUAAGCUCAGUAGAGUGUAAAUCAAGCUACAACAUUAGUCUGAAUAUUUAGUAGUUGCCAUUUUGCAGGAUUCAGUGGAGCACACCUACAGCAACACUUCAUUCUAGUCAUGUCGUAUCUAGGACGGAUACAAAGUGAGGUUUGCCCACAUCUUCUAUAAUAAAAUCACAUGCUUAAAGCCUCACUUAGAAUUCAACUGAUGCAUAUUAUUUCAGUUGCUGAAUCAUCUGCUUCAUUUGUUUCAGCAUAACACCUCUCAGUAAAAUGAAAAUUUGAAAAGGUGAAGAAAUCAAAAGCUUUUGCCAAUAAUAAAAAAAAUAUCUGCCUCAGACGACACGCUUCGGUAGCAAACAAACAUCCUAACCCUGCCGAUCGUCAUGCAGAGCUGUAGCUGAGCACACUGAGAAUGUGUAGCACAGCUGGCAGGUAGCAUACAGUAGUUCAGAAGUGUGAGUUUUUUCACUUCAAGCACCAGAAACGUAAUGAGCCUGACUGAUGCUUUUCGAGUGUAGGGCUGAAAGUCCAUCAAGACGUCUUUGACAUUAACUUUGUAAACAGCACCCAGAGAACCCAACUUCAGUUAAGUCAUUACCUGUACAGCUCUGUGGUUUUUAACCAGCAAGCGUACUGGAUCAUUAGUUGCCUCUUGCGUUUUGACAAAUUAGUGCUUUGAUAGAAUUAGAUGGAUUGUCCAAAAGUAAAAAUAAAGCACUUGGAGGAUUUCAAAAGCAGUUUGAAAUGAUUUUGAUAAAGACAAACCAAAGACAACCAGCUAAAUGUUUACCACAUGAAUUAGUGAUGAAAAUGGGCUGAACUGUUUCAGAUUUUCUCUGAUCAGGCAGGUGACACAGUAAAUCUACUGGAGUCUAUUCCACAAUGUUUAAUAAGUUUUGACUUCAGUUCCAAUCCUCUCACAUAGAUUGAGUCGGUCACACAGUCCGUGUAAUCUUUCAAAAAGUUGCAAAAUCCUGUUAGUGUCCAUUAAAUGCUACUUGGUUAUUUCCACUUCAACCUGCUCAUUCAUCCGUUUACCGAUAAAUAGAUUUCUGCCAUCAUAAAGGUAAACAAUAACAACUGGAAUGACAAACUGACUGUUAAUCUUCCAUCUACUGUAUACUGUCUGUACUGUCUUGAACUGGUUGGAGUUGACCUGGAAGAGAUUGUCCGGAAGCUGCCAAUAACUGAGCAACUGAGUGGCAGUAGGAGUAUUCCUCCUGUCAACAGUAAUAAAGUGAGGUACAUGUUCAGAAGUUUUUUUUUUUUUUUUUUGUUGGAAAUAAGAUAAUGUGAAUCAACCUGAGAGUAAUGCUUCCCUGGAAUGUUAUUGAACAUUGUUAGGGUAUCACAGCCUUGCUUCACAGAGCUGAAUGACCUUUUCCACAAAACACUGUGACCUUUGCUAUGGUUUCCCAAAAAGAAAAAAAUUAAAAGCAGUGUUGAUUUGUUUUAGGAAAAUGUUUCUGUUUCAAUAUAAUGUAGUUCGAGUGAGUUUGUUCUCUCUCUCUCAAAAAAGCAACCGUCUGAUCCCACAUUCAAGUCCACAACUGAAUCCUCGUGUUCAAGUGGACUUUUUGAUGAUUUACCAAAACACAUGGAGGAGUCUCUGUGGCAACACACCUUUCACCAAGCAGCUUCAAAGGGAUACACCUUAAAACCUUAUAAAAUACUUUUUUAGGACUCACCUAGCAAUUGUAACUCACUGUGACAAGCAUCGUGCUCACAUUAAGAUGGUUUUGGGAAACAGUGCAUCGGUCACAGUGAUGGUACACACGCUCACUGUCAGGUUCUACAGCAUACAGCGCUCUAUGUAUUGAUCCAUUUUGGAACAAAAGAAGUGAAAUGCACCUUUAAUGGGGAGAAAAGGGAAGAAGGGUCUUAAACAGUGCUGGGUGUUGUAUAUCUGUCAUGUACUGAAG
Chelmon rostratus (copperband butterflyfish) is the source of this 8530-nucleotide messenger RNA. RefSeq names its product MAM domain-containing glycosylphosphatidylinositol anchor protein 1. Gene Ontology annotation, biological process: synapse organization; nervous system development; homophilic cell-cell adhesion. The record is from RefSeq and is a predicted model, not a curated record. Gene Ontology annotation, molecular function: protein binding; axon guidance receptor activity. Lineage: Eukaryota; Metazoa; Chordata; Actinopteri; Chaetodontiformes; Chaetodontidae. Bases 483 to 3365 code for a protein of 960 amino acids. The transcript has 18 exons. Gene Ontology annotation, cellular component: plasma membrane; axon; neuronal cell body.